Molecule: messenger RNA, 3973 nt
Organism: Rubroshorea leprosula
Lineage: Eukaryota; Viridiplantae; Streptophyta; Magnoliopsida; Malvales; Dipterocarpaceae
Source: the annotation of a GenBank genome assembly
GUUGUUCUUUUUUUUCCAAGAAAAAGUGUAAUCAUGCCACCAAAAAGAAACCUUGGGAAGGCUGUCCAGACUUUACAGAUUGGGCUUGGUGAAGGCAGUCCAACACAUUCAGAAGGAGAGAAUGAGCCAAUCAUUCCACCACCAUUGUCACCAAUACUUAGGGAGCAUUCUUUUGUCAAUCUUACCUUCAACAAGGGUAGUGAAUCUGGAGAUGAUGUUGCUCAAUCUGCUCCAGCACUCGGGGGGCAAGUUAAUCUGCCACAGCCACCUCCCCAGAUUCAGCAGGCAGCAGGAGGACCAAUGCAGCCAGAUCCUGUUGAGGCUGCACCACGUGUGGCAGAUCUGGGAAAUCACCAGAAUCUCAGAUAUCUGCCACCUCCGCGCCAACCAAAUGGAGGACAUCAACAACAUAAUGCACCUCCACAAAGGGAGCAUUUUCAGCCUUAUGUGCCACAUGAGGCUUAUGGUCCAGUUUUGAGGCCUUUAGUCAGACCAGCUUAUAGAAAACCAUAUCCAGAUUACAUAGACCAAGAAAAUCCUUUUCCAAGGGGGUUCAAGGUUCCAGAAUUCACUCUAUUUUCUGGAGAUGGCGGGUAUUCUACAAUUGAACAUAUAGGCCGCUUCACAAUUCAGUGUGGCGAGGCCUCCGGUGAUGAUAAUCUGAAGCUCAGGCUUUUUCCUAGUUCUUUAACUAGUACAGCUCUCACCUGGUAUCUGAGUCUGCCACAGAGUUCAGUUUAUACUUGGAGGCAGAUGGAAGAUCUUUUUCACAUCCAGUUCUACCGCAAUGAGCCAGAAGUGUCCAUGGCAGAUUUAUCUCGUUUGGUGCAGCAACCUAGAGAAACAUCUGAGGCCUUUUUAGCUAGAUUUCGAAAGGCCGGACUUAAGUGUAGAGUUGCCCUGCCAGAACAGGAAUUUGUUAAGCUGGCACAAAAUGGUCUAGACAUUGAAUUGAGGAAAAAGUUUGAGGGAAUGGAGUUUCAUGAUUUCUUUGAGUUGUCUUACAAGGUGGCUUGUUAUGAAAAUUUAUUGCGAGAAGACACACAAAGGAAAUCUGCAUCUCAUGGGACUUAUUAUGGUGAUGCCAACUUUGAUCUGGACGUGGCAGAAGUGGUGGCAGACAAGCCAGUUGUUUGCCCAGAUUUGGUUAAAGUGGCCCAGCAGACCGACAAAACAGAUAAAAUUGACAAGGGAAUUCUGCGUUUUCCAGAUAAGGCCAAAGAAACUAUGGGAGUUGAUGCAAAUCCAUUCCCUACCAUGUCUGUUGGGGUGAACGCGGCAUAUCUCAGGAGCAUUGCCAGAGACAGAACUCAGACAUACUAUAGGCGCAGACUUGGAGCUGAUGAUCUCAGGUGGGUCAUUGAGGAGGCCAGAGCUCGCAAAAAUCAGGUCAGAUCAGGCUCAUACCGAAGGAGACAGCCCGAGGGGCAUAACUCAACUCAACAGAAAAAUAAUGCAAAUCAGGGAACUGCGAUAUCUGGACGCGCAGAAAAGCCCAGAAUGGUGAAACCACCACCCAGAUCUCCAACCAAACGAUGGGAACGUGUGGCACAGCCGCUCCCAGCAAGAAGAAAAUCAGUGUGGGUCCGUAAAGAAAAAGGGAGCACAUCUGAUCAUAAUUCUCCAGAGAAGGAGGAAACACCCAGAAUUCCAACAUCACCUCGAAUUCUGGUUGUGGAAUCAAAUGAAGAAACCGGUUUGAAGGCGAAGUUUGACGUGUCAGAUAAAGCGGAAAAUUCAUCAAAUGUAAUCUGUUUUGGUGAGUUUUCCGUGAAUCUAUCAUGCUUGGUGAUUACUCUUCCCUUGGUUUUUCAAGCAAGAGAGCAGUCAGAAUCUGCAGUCUGUCACCAGACAGAUUUGGCUGAGGAAGAAGAAGUCAUCGAGAUCCCAGCUAAGGAAGAUGAUGGUAUGGAUUCAGCAGAUAAAAUCAUUUUCGAAAAACCAGAAGAGAGGAUGGCCAGGCACAUUAGGCCAUUAUACAUUCAUGCACAUCUGGAUGGUAUGCCAAUAAAUCGAGUUCUGGUUGAUAAUGGAGCAGCUGUCAAUGUUUUGCCAACUUGUAUUCUGCACAAGAUUGGCAAAUCUUUGGGUGAUUUAAUGGAGACAGAAGUGACAAUCAGUGACUUUACUGGUGGAGUCAAUCGCUCAAGGGGAAUUCUGCUAGUGGAACUUACCGUUGGAAAUAGAACUCUCAUGUGUGCAUUAUUUGUGGUUGACACCAUUGCCACUUAUAAUGCAUUGCUUGGGAGAGAUUGGAUUCAUUCCAGCUGGUGUGUUCCUUCAACUCUGCAUCAAAAAUUAAUAUUCUGGAAUGGUGGCAGAACUGAAGUCGUGACAGCAGAUGACAAGCCAUUUGUAGCAAGUACCAAUGCAGUGGAAGCUCGUUAUUAUGAUGAAGAUAUUGGGACUAUCCGUUUCUUUGGGAUGGGCCGCUAUGGCAGACCUUCUGGAAUUACUGCAUGCACCAAAUCUGCAAUGGACAGACAGACUGUGAAAGAGAAAGAUCGAAUUAAGCACCAGAAAAAGGAGGCCGUGGAAGAAAUCAAGAGAAAAUUAGCGGCCUACCUUGCUGAAAAACGGAUCUGUGUAGACAGAUCUGAAGUAGUCUAUGAAGGUGAAGAGGAAGAUUUGAAGGAUCAGAUAACACUAGAGGAAUUAGAUCUGGCACUAGCAAAGCUUGAUGAUCUGAAGGCAGAAGUACAAGAUCCCCUAGAGGAGGUAAAUAUGGGUACUGAGGCAGAUCCGAAAAUUACUUUUAUUAGCGGUUCUCUUGAGCCAUGUUUGCAUGAUAAAAUUAUCGCUAUUUUGCAUGAGUACAAGGACUGUUUUGCUUGGGACUAUUCUGAAAUGCCAGGUCUGGACAGAAAUCUGGUAGAGCACAGAUUACCAAUUAGAGCAGAUUUCAAGCCUUUUAAACAAUCGCCUAGACGAAUGUCUCCAGAAGUCACCUUAAAAGUAAAAGAAGAGAUAGAACGGCUGUUGAAGAAUGGCAAGCUGAGAAUCUGUGUAGACUUAAGAAAUCUAAAUCUGGCAACACUAAAAGAUGAAUAUCCUAUGCCUAUUGCAGAUUUAUUGGUGGAUGGUGCAGCACGCCAUCGAAUUCUGUCAUUCAUGGAUGGCCACAGUGGGUAUAACCAGAUUUUUAUAGCAGAAGAGGACAUUUCAAAGACCGCUUUCCGCUGCCCAGGAGCUAUUGGUACGUAUGAAUGGGUAGUAAUGCCAUUUGGUUUAAAAAACGCGGGUGCAACUUAUCAAAGAGCCAUGAACGCCAUCUUUCAUGACAUGAUUGGUCGUUUUAUGGAAAUUUAUAUUGAUGAUGUGGUUGUGAAAUCUAAUGAAGAUGAAGAACAUCUGGGGCAUUUAAAGCUGGCUUUUGAAAGAAUGAGAAAGCAUGGUCUGACGAUGAAUCCUUUAAAAUGUGCAUUUGGCGUUUCUGCUGGAAAUUUUCUGGGAUAUCUGGUGCAUGAGCGAGGUCUGGAAGUAGAUCAAAACAAGGCAAGAGCUGUUAUCGAAGCACAGCUGCCAAGAACAAUGAUUCUAGAGUUAGAAGACCUUGAAGGUAUGCGAUUGACGGCCUUAGAUAGGCUGCAAACGCAGAAGUUAAAAGUAGCUCGAGCAUACAACAAACGGGUGAAAUCCAGAAGUCUAGCAGUAGGAGAUCUGGUAUGGAAAGUAAUUCUGCCACCUGGAAAGAAAGACCCCAGAUUUGGGAAAUGGUCUCCAAAUUGGGAAGGACCAUUUCGUAUACAUGAAGUGCUUAGAGGAGGAGCAUAUUGGCUUGAGUCAUUAAAUGGAGAAUUACAUCCUCGAAAAAUAAAUGGAAUCUACUUUAAGCCUUACUAUCCUAUGAUAUGGGAGGCUAGAGGUUUGGAUACCAUUAAUUCUACUUGAGACAAAUUUGAGGUAGGAUUUGUACAGUAUUUUAUUUCAUUGUUUUAAGCAUUUUAUCAUUCAAUAAAAGUGCUGAGCCAAA